AUGACAGCUACCCCGGGUUCCGCGGGGCCUGUCCCGAAGUCCAAUGCCCCUAAAGGUGCUCCGCAGCCCAAGGGGAACCAGAAGGGUGUGGCGGAUCACCAAGCGAUGGAGCUUGAAGACGAGUUCAGGUCGAAGCACGUAGGCGUGAUGGGUGUCCUGGGUUGGAUAUUGUUCUUGCAUAUCGCAGGUAUCUACUUGUUCACCAAAGGGUUCCUACUCACGCGCACGGUUCUCGAGAAUAAAUCCUCAUGCGACGUUCUGCCUUUCGAAGAUGUGGCUUUACAGACACCGGCAAAUGUCCAGAAAGGCUGCUGGCAUGAGAAGACAUUCGACAAAGCCGUUGUGAUCAUCAUUGAUGCCCUCCGAUACGACUUCACCGUUCCAUUCGCUUCGACUGAUGACGAGCAAAGCCAACUCUUCCACGACAACAUUCCCAUUCUCUACGAGACGGCAGUCAAAAACCCCGCCAACGCUUUCCUCCUCCCCUUCAUCGCGGACCCUCCGACAACCACUCUGAACCGCCUGAAGGGCCUGACAACCGGAACUCUCCCCACCUUCCUCGAAGCAGGCUCGAACUUUGCCGGAACAGCCAUCGACGAGGACAACCUGGUCGCGCAACUUUUCAAGAAUGGGAAGAACCUCGUCCACCUCGGCGACGAUACCUGGCAAGCCUUGUUCCCAGGCUACUUUGAUACCAACCUGACGCACGCCUAUGAUUCAUUCAACGUCUGGGAUCUGCACACCGUCGACAACGGCGUUACAGAGCAUCUCUUCCCCCUCCUCCGUCCGGAGAAUAGCUCCAAGUGGGACGUCAUCUUCGGACACUACCUGGGUGUUGAUCACGCAGGCCACAGAUACGGCCCCAACCACGCUGCCAUGGCAUCUAAGCUGCAGGAAAUGGAUCGCGUUAUUCGCGAUGUGAUCGCCGCCUUAGAUGAUGAUACCUUGCUUGUCGUGAUGGGUGAUCAUGGAAUGGACACCAAGGGCGAUCACGGCGGUGAAUCCGCCGAUGAAAUCGAGGCCGCUCUGUGGAUGUACUCGAAGCGCGGACUGUUCGGCCGAACAAGCAAAGAUACACUCCUUCCGCCUCAACAUGCCCGCGAUCGAUUUGUUCCGCAAAUCGAUCUCGUCCCGACGCUCUCUUUGUUACUUGGAAUGCCUAUCCCAUUCAACAACCUCGGCUCGCCUAUCGAAGAGGCCUUUUCUGGCCCCAAGGGAGAUAACUGGGCUAAUCUAGCUACUGUUAAUCGACUUGCUGCUGCGCAGGUGAAGAGAUACCAGCAUCAAUAUGCUGUUAUCGGAGGGGCUAGUGAUGACGAUGAGUCGAUGUUGCUUUGGACUGCCGCCGAGGAAGAGUGGAAGUCUUCCUCGAGGACAUUUUCGAAGACGACUGCUGCUCGGGCUAGCAAUGAACUCUACCGCAAGUACCAGCGUCACACGCUGGAUAUUUGCCGUGACCUCUGGGCCCGAUUCGAUGUUCCUAGCAUGAUCCAGGGUGUUGUGAUCCUUAUCGCUGGGAUUGCUUACUUGGUAGUAUACGCUCGGGGCUUGAAGAACGAUCGCACUCAGAUUACCACUAGUUUGCUACAGUCUGCUGGUGUCGGUGGUGGCAUUGGUGCCAUCGCUGGCUCUGCGUUUGGCCUGACUGGUCUUACUGAAACGGGCGUCAUUGAUGGGUUCGUUCUUUUUGCCGCGGCUGGAAGUAUCAUCGGUGCUCUGCCGGCGAUUUUCACCAAGCCGGCUAGCUUGAGCUUGCCUCUUCCCACUGGUAUGUGGGGGUGGCUUGCAUUCUUUUUCACGGUGUCCCAGUCAAUUGGGUUCGCUUCAAACUCAUACACCAUCUGGGAGGAUGAGAUCCUCCUGUUCUUCCUUACUACCUUUGGUGUGUGCGCGGGUAUCUCAUCCAUGCGUCAGGAGCAGACCACAGACCGCGUCUUGGGUGUGUACCACUCUGUCCUCUUUGUGAUCCUAGGCCGCCUUGCAUCGUUCUCUCGCCUCUGCCGUGAAGAACAAAUGCCCUUCUGCCGCUCUACUUACUAUGCAUCCUCCACCUCCUCUAUUUCUGCCCCAUGGCAACUGGCCAUUCCAUUCUUGGUGACUGUAUUCCUACCCAGUGUCAUUCGCUCUUUCUACACUGGUUCCAAGUCCUACGAAGGUGCUGCAUCUUUGUGGAUUGGCACAGCCUUCCGCUUCGGCCUCUUCAUCACCUCACUCUUUUGGAUGCUUGAAGGCGCCGAUGACGGCGAAUGGCUCCCUUUGAGCACGGAAACACUCAAGUCUUUGCGAGUUUUCCUUGCGCAACUUGUCCUCGCUCUAGCAUUCGCAGCAGGCACAGGUGCCUACAUCUACUCCAAGCCCUGCGUCAGCAUCAGCGUCACCACACAACCCCCACCACCAGAAGACCCCAACGCCCCUCCAGCCCCCUUCAUCGCAGGCCAACAAACAGGCCCUCGCAAAACCGUCACCAUCCUGGGCUUCGGCAACGUCUACGGAACCCGCUUCUUCUUCCUCGUCAUCAACUUCGCACUGGCAAUCAUCCUCAUGCAAAAGCCAAUGGGCCAAGGCGCCAUAGCCCUCCUCCUCUGGCAAAUCCUCUCCCUCCUCGAAAUCCUCGACACAAACAACCUAACCAUGUCCAACUCCUCCAUCGGCCCCGUAAUCCUCGGCCUCCUCGGUUCAUUCUACUUCUUCAAAACAGGCCACCAAGCAACCCUCUCCAGCAUCCAAUGGGAAACAGCCUUCAUCCCCCUCUCCACAAUCAAAUACCCCUGGUCCCCACUGCUAGUCAUCCUCAACACAUUCGGUGCUCAAAUCCUGGCCGCCAUCGCUGUCCCCCUCACCGUCCUCUGGAAACGACCCCUCCAAACACACGACCGUGUCCCAGCCUCAAACCCAAACAAAAACCCAACUACCCGCAUCCUCUCAGAUGUCGUCCAGGCUGUCACAACCCACAUCCUAUACCUGGCAACUAUCAACCUCGCCACAACAAUGUGGGCCGGCCAUCUCCGCCGCCACCUAAUGCUCUACCGAAUCUUUAGUCCGAGAUUCAUGACCGGCGCCGUCGUCCUAGCCGUCGUCGACGUGGUCUUGAUGAUCUUUGCUGUCGGUGGCGUGCGGUGGAGUACCCUCAGCGUGGCCGAGGUGUUCGGUUGGUGA
Penicillium salamii is the source of this 3156-nucleotide messenger RNA. The record is from the annotation of a GenBank genome assembly. NCBI's taxonomy places the organism in Eukaryota, Fungi, Ascomycota, Eurotiomycetes, Eurotiales, Aspergillaceae.